GAGACUCCUGAUUACAUUGUGUAAACUAAACUAUGGCUCGUCAGACUGAAGUGGUUUUGCUUCUUCUUCUUGCCCUGGCAGCAGCAGCUUUUGAUGCUAAAGAGGGUCGAGUAAACGGCAAAUGUCCAUCUGGAUGGGUGACAUAUGGGGGACGCUGCUACUUGUAUCAGGCCAACAGAAUGGACUGGGCUUCUGCUGAGAAACGCUGUCUGGAUAUUGGCGCACACCUAGUCUCGAUACACAGCGAAUAUGAAUACCAGCUAGUGAAGGCUGUUAUUCGUGCUUUUGACCCAAGGGAGAAUCCAACAUGGACCGGGCUGACUGGCUGUCAGAAGAAAUUCAACUGGUUUUGGUCUGAUGGCUCUAGAUUGACUUUUACCAUGUGGAACCCAGAUGAACCAAAUUUUCAAGAUGAAGAAUGUUGUGUGCAUGUGAACUGGGCUAGCUCAAAGAACUGGAAUGAUAUUCCGUGUGAUCUUAGCUAUCCCUUUGUGUGUGCCAGGAGUUUUUAACAGAAAUGCUCCCAGCCACACCACACCAACUAUUAUACCAUGUUGGAUUGUUUGUUUUCUUGUCAUUCAUUUGUAAAAAAAUAAAAAUAAAAAUACAUAUAACAUUAUGUGGAAAUUGAUAAUAAUCAGAGCAAUAAAAAAAAUUC
Molecule: messenger RNA, 658 nt
Organism: Clarias gariepinus (North African catfish)
Lineage: Eukaryota; Metazoa; Chordata; Actinopteri; Siluriformes; Clariidae
Product: lactose-binding lectin l-2-like
Exons: 6
Coding region: 33-512 (159 amino acids)
Molecular function (GO): signaling receptor activity
Source: RefSeq, a predicted model, not a curated record